Molecule: messenger RNA, 2133 nt
Organism: Spodoptera littoralis (African cotton leafworm)
Lineage: Eukaryota; Metazoa; Arthropoda; Insecta; Lepidoptera; Noctuidae
Source: the annotation of a GenBank genome assembly
AUGAUAUCGUCGAUAAUUUCUCGACUGGUUAUAUUGGUUUUCGGGACCCUCUACCCGGCUUAUGCAUCAUAUAAAGCUGUCCGGACGAAGAACUUAAAGGAAUACGUAAAAUGGAUGAUGUAUUGGAUAGUGUUCGCUUUAUUCACUUGCACGGAGACGUUCACGGACGUGUUCCUGUCAUGGUUCCCUUUCUAUUACGAGGUGAAGAUAGUCCUGGUAUUGUGGCUGUUGUCUCCAGCCACCAAGGGCUCCUCCAUACUGUACAGGAAGUUCGUGCACCCGGCACUCUGCAGGCGGGAACAAGAAAUAGAUGAGUACAUAGCGAAGGCCAAAGAUCAGGGUUACCACACAGUGCUCAAUUUGGGCACUAAAGGUGUCAACUAUGCGACCACAGUUAUUAUGCAGACCGCCAUAAAAGGUGGAGGCGGGCUAGUACAGCAAAUACGCAAGAGCUACAGCCUGUCGGACCUGACGGAGUGCGAGCCGCGUGAGGAGAGAGGAAGCGAUGAAGCCGAUGAUGUGCUCACCGAGCCCAGACUCUUACGACGAGGUGGUAAAAGUGGUUUCUCCACCCGUCGCAGCGCUUCGGAGUCGAACAGUCGUUCUCCUAUGUAUUUCCCCGAGGUCGAUGUUGACGUGAGACCUCGACCUAGAGCUGACGAACCAGAUUUCAGUCACAUAAAGUCAACAGAGGACAUAAGCUCGGGCUACUCAAGUGCGGACAAUAGUGCAUCACUGACUCGUACGGCGUCGCUCGGCGCCGGCGCACGCGCACGCGGCCGUACUACUCGUACUACCGUCACUACUAUCAAACGACCACAAGCUGCCGAGGAAAAUGAAGUAAUCAUCGAGGAGCUACACGACGACGAUAGUUUUGAAUAUUCGAAUAUGCCCGCUCUUAUUAAUCUCCCGUCUCCUCUCUAUUUGUCCCACACGCAACCCCCCUUCAUAUACCAAUAUGUUGGCGACCAAGUAAAGAUCCUCCAAGUACUAGGUAAUUACCCUUUCGCUGCAAAUGUUAAUAAUCAAACUAAUAACAAUACAGAUCACUGGGACCAAAAAGAAGUAAUUUCCGAAGAAGCUUCAGUAAUUAGUUCAGUAGAUAGAGAUAAUGCUAAUAAUAAAAGUUCUAAUGAAGUUAUUAAAAGUAAGAAAAGCGAUGUUGUUUCCGACAUUCCUGUUGCAAGUCAACCAAAAGACAAUAAUGAUGACCAAUCUAGUUCAAACAAUGAAGAUGUAGUGUUUGAGACUGCGCUGGAUAAUAACGAUAAAGAAUCCGUAGAUAGAGAAAUAAAAGACGCAAUAAAUACAAUUUUAGAUGAACACACCGAUGCUACUAGCCUUGAUACCUCUAUAAACGACAAUGACUCUGCCGAAAGUGACGACGAAGCGUCUUUUGGGACACCCGAAGAUUCUCCUAAGAGCAAAAGAAAAACUCCGAAAGGAAAAUAUGGCAAAAGCAAGGCGCCACCACCACCGCCCAAAGUUGAUGCGGAAGACGUAGCGCACAGUGAUAACACAGAAACUUUUAGUAAAUCGGAGACAGAUACAGCUUUAAAAAUGGCGACGUCCCAAGAAAGUUUAAAUGAUAUUGUAAAUAAACUACCAAAUACAACCAUUAAAGAAUCUGGAUCAUCGAAAAAUCUUCAAAUUGUUAAUCCCAUAGCCGAAAACAAAAAGAGGCAUAAAUCCAAAUCGCCAGCUCGAGUCCCAAAAGGCAACAGUUCUGGAUUAGGAAAACUAUUACAGUUGCCAGGCAAGUUUGCUUUUUGGCAUAAGACUGAAGAGAAACCAAAAGUAGAUGAAACAUCAACCUCAUCGGAGGAUCAUAGUCGAAGGUCAUCAACUAUUGAAAGGGGUGUUGAUGACUUUCAGGAUUGUACGGAAUUGAACACUGAUGUAGGCACUGAUGAAGUAAAACCUAACGAUGUACCGCAGAUAGAAAAAUCAGAUGAUCAAAUUAGUUUCAAAGAUGCAUCUGGUUUAGAUGAGGAAGUCUUAUCCCAAAAUAUUAUAGUUAAGAGUGAUGCUCUGCAGAAACUCAUUGAAGCUAAGAUAGCUGGCCAUCCAGAAUAUAAAUUUAUAUCAUUACACGAAGAAACGCCCACUUCGUCGAAAAGUACAGACGUGUAG